This is a messenger RNA of Solanum stenotomum, 941 nucleotides long. RefSeq lists its product as uncharacterized. Bases 198 to 704 code for a protein of 168 amino acids. Lineage: Eukaryota; Viridiplantae; Streptophyta; Magnoliopsida; Solanales; Solanaceae. The record is from RefSeq and is a predicted model, not a curated record. The transcript has 4 exons.
UUUAUUCUUUCCCUUUUUCCUCUGUUUUUUUUUUCUGGAGAAAUUAAAAAGCUGUGGGCCUUUUACGUUUUAACUGAUCCUAUUUUUUGUGCUUUUUCCUAUAAAAACUCACUUGAAUCUCCUCAAAUUUCAACCAAAGUUUUUUAUUUUAUUUUAUUUUGUUGUUGAUAGAAGAAAAAAAAAAUUAAAAAAAAAAAAUGGAAGGAACAAAAAAAACUAGCAGCUGUUCAUUUACUUCUGAUCUUUUUGGUUCUAAAGAAACUUCUGCUUCUUCAUCUUCUUCAAUUUUUGGUUCCAUUUUCCCUCCUCCUUCCAAGGGACAUGGAUCGAUGAAUUCGGAGCAAUUGAAGCAUGAUCCUGUGAUUCAGGAGAGAAAUGCUAAAGGUGGAGACUCAGGAAGUACUCCUACUAGCAAUGAAGCUUCCAGCCAGCAGGCUGGACAAAACAAGCAGCCGAGUUCAUUUUAUCAGAACGAAAAAGUACAGCCAUGCCAUCUUAGCUCAUCGUUAUACUAUGGGGGUCAAGAUGUCUAUUCAUUUCCCCAAAAUAAUAAUCAGAGCUCUACAUACACAACUAACGUCAAGGAGGCCUGGAUUUUAGGUUGUUUGAUCUGCCAGUGGAAGUAUUUGAGACAGAUAUUGAUUGGAUUAUUUUUGCAAGAACGUCGAGGAAGCCUGGAUUUUAGAUGCGGAAGCUGUCAUUGAAGAAAUAGAUGAUCGGUUUUUGCUCCCUACCGAUAUGAGGGAGACUUGUAAUUCAUUGUUUAUAUCCCAUUUUAAUUAGAGUUAUAAGGCAGAGUCAAUUAGGCAAGGAUUAGAACCAUCACCUGUGUUCUUAAGGUCAUUUGCUUAUUCUUAUGUUUCUAAUUGUCUUCCUCUUUGAUUUCGAAUUGAGCGCAGUUCAACAAAGAUAAUGGAGAAGAUGAUUCUGGCAGUGCGUCU